AUCUCGCGAUGUAUCGCAGUUGGUAUUCACCAAGGCGAGAGUACGCAUUUGCUUUGACGUUCUUGCGUUAUUCACAUGUUGCCAUUACGUCCAAUACUGUGCGUAUCCCACUCGGUCUCACUAGCUCGGGGGAACAGUCGGUAACACUACUACUACUUGAGCUUUAGUUGGAGCUGCUGGGUUCAGUGUGAGAGAGGCUAUGUCAAGCGGACAAGUACUGGGUAGUGAAGCAGACGGGAACGGAGGAAUAAUGGCUCUACAGAAGAACCUGGAGGGCUAUGUGGGCUUUGCAAAUCUUCCCAACCAAGUUUACAGAAAAUCUGUGAAGAGGGGUUUUGAAUUCACACUCAUGGUUGUGGGGGAAUCUGGCCUGGGGAAGUCGACGCUGAUCAACUCUCUCUUCCUGACAGACCUGUACUCCCCUGAAUACCCGGGUCCUUCGCAUAGAAUUAAAAAAACUGUACAGGUGGAGCAGUCGAAGGUCCUGGUCAAGGAAGGAGGAGUGCACCUUCUGCUCACCAUCGUCGACACCCCCGGCUUCGGGGAUGCCGUUGAUAACAGUAACUGCUGGCAGCCGGUCAUCGACUACAUCGACAGUAAGUUUGAGGAUUACCUCAACGCAGAGUCCCGGGUCAACAGGCGGCUGAUGCCCGACAGCAGAGUGCAGUGCUGCCUGUACUUCAUCGCUCCGUCCGGACACGGACUGAAGCCCCUCGAUAUUGAAUUUAUGAAACGGCUACAUGAAAAAGUAAACAUCAUCCCCCUCAUCGCAAAAGCAGACACAAUGACUCCUGAGGAGUGUCAACAGUUCAAGAAACAGAUCAUGAAAGAAAUCCAGGAGCACAAAAUCAAAAUCUACGAGUUCCCAGAGACAGAUGAUGAGGAGGAGAUGAAGAUGGUCAGGAAAAUCAAGGACCGUUUACCGUUGGCUGUAGUCGGUAGUAACACCAUCAUCGAGGUCAGUGGGAAGAGAGUGCGCGGGAGGCAGUACCCCUGGGGUGUGGCUGAAGUGGAAAACGGAGAGCACUGUGACUUCACAAUCCUCCGGAACAUGCUGAUCAGGACCCACAUGCAGGACCUGAAGGAUGUGACCAACAACGUUCACUAUGAGAACUACCGCAGCAGGAAACUGGCUGCGGUCAACUACAACGCUGUGGACAACAACAAGAACAAGGGACAGCUAACCAAAGCUGAGACGGCUGAUGGCAUGAGUCCUCUAGCCCAGAUGGACGAGGAGCGGCGGGACCAUGUGUCCAAGAUGAAGAAGAUGGAACAAGAGAUGGAACAAGUGUUUGAAAUGAAAGUGAAAGAGAAGCUCCAGAAGCUCAGAGACUCCGAGGUUGAGCUCCAGAGACGACAUGAACAGAUGAAGAAGAACCUGGAGGCCCAGCACAGAGAACUGGAGGAGAAACGUCGCCAUCACGAGGAGGAGAAAGCCAGCUGGGAGGCCCAGCAGAGGAUUCUGGAACAGCAGAAACUAGACGCCUCCAGGACCUUGGAGAAGAACAAAAAGAAGAAGAUAUUUUAAUAACUCUGGAGGACCUUCGUGAUGUUACAGUGUAUUAUUUCGCCAACCUGUCAGCCCUUGAUUGUCAGAGCAUCUGUCAGUAAAGUCCAUCCACCACGUUACUGUGUAAUAAUCAAGUGAACGCCAGGGGGCAGUAUUGUCUGGACUCUGAAUUUAACCGGUCCUUCUCUGCUCAUCCUCAUGUUCCUCCUAAGAGUGGUUCUCUCUGUAUUGGUUCCGUGUGCAGUCCAGGUUUGGGUCGCACACAAGUAUAUUCACAUAGUAAACUGAGAACUGGUGUUCUCUAAUCAUGACCAAACAGGAGGGCAAAGUUCAGAGUUCCUCUUUUCUUCUUCUACUUUGGGAAUGUUGGAUGCUGCGCUGCUCUGUGCUGCGUUCUUUUAAUGCCAAAAAACCAAACCAAGAGGUCGGCCUUCCACUUCCUGCUCAUUGGCAGCGUGUGUUAGGCUGAAGCUCACCUCAGGCACUGUUUUUUAUAUAUAAAUAUACUGCAUAUGUAUCUUUCUGUUCACUUAUUUAGGCAUCACAUUUAUUCCCCCCCUCCCGCCCCCAAAGUGGUAUGCUCUCCCAUCUCCUGUUAUGUAAAUUGUAUAACCAUCAACUGCAACCAUGUGUAACUUUUUCUUACUUUUUGCUCUUUUUUUUCCAUUUUGUAUUGGUCCUGGUAUAAAAACUGUUCCUAUUGUUUCCUGUAUCAUAGCCGGUCUUUUUUUUUUUUUAAUUAACCUUGCCCUUGGAAACCCAGCAUGUAACUGUUCCUGACUUCACUCACGCUGAGUGGAACCGGGUCAAGAAAGUGCUCGUGAAGUGUUUUUACGGGAAUCUAUUUGAACGUCUCGUGCAGAUUGGAUCUAAAGAAACAGAAUCCAGUGUUUCCAGGGGCAGGAUGGGUAGGUUUGAGUGGCAUGCUCCCCCCCCCACAGAGGGCAGUUAAUAACUGUCCCAGGAUGGCUUUCUUUACAUCACAUUUAGCACUGGUUGUGUAUUGCAUCUGUAUUUUGUAAUGUCUUGUUUUUAAUGUAAAAAGUUAAGUAAUAAAAUUGUGAUGGGGG
Molecule: messenger RNA, 2580 nt
Organism: Etheostoma spectabile (orangethroat darter)
Lineage: Eukaryota; Metazoa; Chordata; Actinopteri; Perciformes; Percidae
Gene: septin7a
Product: septin 7a
Exons: 15
Coding region: 200-1528 (442 amino acids)
Cellular component (GO): septin complex
Molecular function (GO): GTP binding
Source: RefSeq, a predicted model, not a curated record